Messenger RNA from Sclerotinia trifoliorum, 1407 nucleotides. The record is from the annotation of a GenBank genome assembly. NCBI's taxonomy places the organism in Eukaryota, Fungi, Ascomycota, Leotiomycetes, Helotiales, Sclerotiniaceae.
GGAGAAGGAAUCAGCAUAGCAAAUGGCGUUCGUGAGGUAUUAUAAAACCUUAAAUAUAUUGGGACUUUACUCGAGUCAUUUCUGUUCAACACGUGCACCCCAUUUCUCUUUCAUUCCUUGUAUAUAUCACUGAUCAUUGCGGUCAGCUUUUACAACACACCCCCUACAGUGAUAUCCGCUCUAACUAACUUAUUUUUAACUCCCAGUGCUCAGCCACUAACAAUACCACAAUCUUGAAAUACCUGAAUGAAAUCAUCAGCCACAUUUGCCACGGUUCAUCGCUAAAACGAGGACUAGCAGUACCCCACGUUGUCGAUCCCCCUAAAAUUGUGACGCCAUCGAAUACUAGUUGACGUCUCCAAUACCGGUGCCAAGUAGCCACUAAUGCAUAAAUGAACGAUUAGCUAAGGGGAAGAACUCUUGAUCUAAGCGUUCCAGAGCUAUUCCAAGCUAUUACUUAGUUGUUCUCGCUACCUAUUUCUCGCACAAUCCUAUUUCUCUUUUCUUGUUUUCUAUCCUACUUUUUACUCUACAAUUCUUUAAUACUUUUACAACUAUCAAAUUAUUUGCAUCUGCAGACACAUAUAUCAAUAUACACCUCAAUUCGUUAAUCCUAGUUUUCAACACUUUAUCAUCAUCACAUCAUCACAUCACACCUCUCAAACAUCCAAAACGAUGGCUCCAGCUCUAUCUACCUCUCCCUGCUCCCGCAUCCGCCACCUAACUCCCAACCCACGUCUCCACCUCCAAUUCCACCGCUUACCCUCCCCAACCCACCAACCCCAACUCCCACACCAAACUCCCCAGGGCACCCAACCGUCCAUCCCCUCACGACCCCGCUCCUUCUCAACCGGCACGCACUACCGAACCCCAUGGCCCGGCACCCCUCCCUCCGAAAACGCAGGCACAGACAAGCCUACCGAAAAAUACCAAGUCGAACACGACGAGUCGCAGAAAGCGAAGCAGGAAAAAGCAAAAGGGGAUAGUGGGAGUGCGGGGUUAGAAGGGGAACCGGUGGAUCAGACGAAGGAGGCGAAGAAGAAGGUGAAGGUGGAGUUUCCGAAGGCGGCGAAGCAGGGUCCUAUUAUUGGGAUGGAGGAUGAGAGGGGUGGGGUGAGUUGUUUCUUUUUGUUUUCUUGCUGAUGGGAUGGGAUGUAUGCAGGAGGAUGUGGGAGUAUGAUAAAAAUGGGAAUGGGAAUGUUGGCUAAUGUUAUGUGUGUGAAUAGAAAGGUGCUUAAGGUUUGAGAAAUGAUGGAAUACUUGUGGUACAGUGCGCGCAUAACGGUCAACAAAAAGGCGUCUAUCUUGAAGUAACGAUCGGACAUGUGUGUAAGCUGAUUGAUCAAAACACUACUUGGGCUUAUCACCUUGAAAUCAAAACAACGUAUUCCAUGUACUCAAACAAAA